Bactrocera neohumeralis is the source of this 16606-nucleotide messenger RNA. RefSeq names its product tyrosine-protein phosphatase Lar (gene Lar). The coding region runs from base 4743 to 11027 and encodes 2094 amino acids. Gene Ontology annotation, molecular function: protein binding; protein tyrosine phosphatase activity. NCBI's taxonomy places the organism in Eukaryota, Metazoa, Arthropoda, Insecta, Diptera, Tephritidae. The transcript is spliced from 25 exons. Gene Ontology annotation, biological process: protein dephosphorylation. The record is from RefSeq and is a predicted model, not a curated record.
UCUAUUCAACACUACAAUAAAUAUUUCUUCUUUAUUUAUGUUGGAGAUAGUUUUAAUUUACGAAAUUAAAAUUUAAAAAAUUAUAAAAAAAAAAAAUCUUACUCAACAGUUAAACUGCUCAGAGACAUUUACGUUUUGUGUAAAAGCAGCUUGGAAGUUUUUCUGUAAAUUAUAAAAAGUGCGAAGAAUCGGAAAUGAAACAAUAAGCUGCAAAAAUAAACAAUAAAAAUUUAGAAACUUAUUAAAAAAUAUUCGCAAGUCAAUAUAAACAGAUCGAGAAAGAGCGAAAGACAAAGAAAGUUAAAGCAAUUUACAACCAAAAUGCUGGCAAUGUUAAAUCAGUUUUCAACAAAAAUUGUAUACGAAUAUUAGUACCGCAGAAAUUAACAAAAUCAAAGCAAUUUAGUUAUGAAAAUAUUGUUUUCAAAAAAUACAAAAAAAAUUAGAGAAUAAAAAAUUUAAACAUCAAAAUAAAAACAAUAAUACAAAAUUGCAAAACAAAAAAUCAAAAGGAAAUCAAUACAUAAAUUUCAAAAAUAAUACACUGCAAUAAACAUUAGAAAACAAUUAUUUCAAAAUCCACAAAUAACGAGGUUAUGUGAUAGCUGAAACAAAUUUCAAAAACUGUAAGCGAACAAAUCAAACUGCUUCAUACAAAAAUUACAAAAAAUUAUAAGAAAUAUAGUUUUUAGUGAAAAGCAAAAAAAUUAGUAACAAACAAGAAAUUGUUCACUGAAAGUUUAAAAAUUUUAAUGAAAAUUUUAAAAACAUCAUCUACGGCCACUGAAAUCUAACAGAUCAAGGAAAAGUAGAUAAGAGUUCAAAAGAAAAGUUAUACUAAAAUCUUAAAAAAAAACCUAAAAUCUCAAAAAAAAAACAAACCACAUUUAUGAAAAAAGAGCGAAAAUUUAAAGAUGUGAAUGAAAAGUGCAAAGUUUAGUAUCAAAAAAUUUGAAAUAUGUUACUGAGAAAAAUGUUUAAAAAUAUGAAUAAAAUUUGAAAAAUUCGAAAUCACGUACCACUACCUAUCACUUAAAUCUAACCAGUCAAGAAACAGUAGGUAAGAGUUAAAAAAUUCUACUAAAAUCUUUAUAAGUUUGAAUUUUUGAAAAAGGAGCAUAGAUUUCAAUACAACAGUAUAGCACAACAUUAAAAAGUUAAAACUAAAAUUGAAAAUACAGCAAAAUAAAUUAAAAAAUUAGAAAAACAAACAAAUUUUUGAGUUCGCAUCAUAUAACACAGAUUAAAAAGCAUUUAUUGCAAAUAAAGAAAAACAAUAAAUUAUGAAGAAAUCAAACUAAACCAAUAAAUGAAUUUGCGCGACUUUCAAAAAACGGGAUAGAAGGCCGCUAAAAAACUUGAGCAUACAAAACAAAAAUAAAAAUUUACAAAAAUCAUAAAAAAAUUUAACACAAAAAUAAAAUUUCCGAAUUUUCGAAACCUAAAAAUAAACAUAAGUAAUACGAAAAAAUUUUAAUAGAAAAUUCAAUUUUCAGAUUUUUAAAAUAUAAAUACGGAAUUUAUCCAAAAAUGAGCUAGAAUCAAAAUGUCUGCAAAAAGUUAAAUAUUCAAAAGGAAAUAAAAUUAAAAAUAUAAAUAAAAUUAAAACUUGUGCAAAAUACCAAUCAAAAUCGUUGCAGUUUUACGAAAUAACACAAAAAAGUUGAGUAAAAAUUUAUUAAAAUUAAAUAAAAAGCAACUGAAAAUGUAUUAAACGAAUAACGACAAUUUGAAGAAUAGCGAAAAAUAAAGAAAUAAUUUUCAAAACUAAAAUAAUUAAAAUAAAAAAUAAUGGAAGAAGAGCUUGAAUGAUAAGGAGCUCUCAAAAUACAAUACAAAAACAAAGAAUUUUAAUGAUCAAGUGAUUUCAAAACAUAAUAAAAAGUAAAGAAUAAAGAAAUAUAUUGAAAAAGAAAUUUCAAAACGAAAUAGUGAAUAAAGAUAUUUAAUGAUCAAGUGUUUUCAAAACAAAAUAAAAAAUAAUAAAUGCGGAGAUUUACGGAUAUAUAGAAAAGCUUGAAAAUAUCUCCAACACAAAAAAAUAUAAAAGUGUAAAAAAAAUUAUUUUGAAAAAUUCAAAAAAAAUAUAAAAAAAUUGUUAAAAAAUCAUUUGAAAAAAAAUUAAAAUUUCCAACUGAAUAAAGUUAGUGAAAUUCAAAACAAAAAUAAUAACAACACAGCCAUUAUUUUUCAAUACACAAGUUUUGCCUCAAUAGUAGUGCAUACGAGUUGGCAGAAAAUCAAAAAGUGCUUGGUAUUUUUGAAGCGCCAUACUAAAAACUGCAACAGUAAAUCAAAAACAAAAAUCAAAUACAAUAACAUUGGCAUCAACAAAAUACAACAACAAAAGCAUUGUUUUAACAAACUGAUACAAAAUAAAAUUGAAAGCAGGCAAAGAAACAAACCUAAAAGUUAAAAACAAAAAACCGUAAAGUGAAAACCACGACUAAAAUAACUUUAGAGAAUACACCAAAAUUUCCAAGAGGAAUAAUAACAACUGUUAUAACUGAAACUGCAGAGGUUAAGAAAAAUAAUAACAAUUGUUAUAACCAAAACCGUACAGGUGAGGGUUCAGCGCAACCAUUAACCAACAAAACGUUCAAAAAACAGAGGCAAAAUAUUUAUAUUAGAGACAAAAAUAUGCAAUAGUUUGGCCACCCCACAAACUAUAGCCACCGCGAGCCAGUUUUAUCAACAAAUCAGUAGCAACAAAAUUCACUACCGAAAAGUCUUCGAAACAUUUGCAAAAUAUUUACAAAAAUCAAAAUAAAUCGACAGAGUAGAAGCAAACAAACACAAAAAGUUAUAUACCAGCAACAACAAAAAGCUAAAUAUCAACAACCGCAAGCAGUUAUAUACCAACAAAUCAAAGCAAAAAUAAUAAAAGUGUUAAAAAAUCAAAAUUCCAUUAAAUAAUCACACACAAUAACAAAAUUGUGGUAAAGUGAAACACAGUGGCAUAUAUCUAAAAAUAUAGUAUUAAAACAAAAUCAAAAAAAUCGUUAUUGCAAGUGAAAAUAUCCUUAAGCAUAUUUAUGCAGUUAUAUAAAUAAGGCUGACCAUCAGCAUAUCCCUAAAGCGCUUCUAAGCAGAAAAAAAAAAAUAUAUAUAUAUACAGAAAUAUGUGUGCUUAGCAUAUUUAGAUUAUCUAUUAAUAUUUCGUAAAAUAUUUAUUGAAUAAAAUUACCCAACGCAUGAAUUGAAUAUAAAAAGAGAGAGAGAGAGAGAGAGAGAGAGAAAGGAGACACAAUUUGUGUAGGAUUAACUACAAUCCAUAACUGGAUUGUCGCAGUUCUUGUGGUGGAUUCGCAUAAAGCGUACUGAUUUAAUAGCAUAAGAACUCGUUAUUCAAUCAACGAAUUAGCAGCAAGUGUGGCUAAAACACACGAUCAACAGACUUCAAGAUUGACAGUACUAAUAGUUCGCUAAACACAUAAGCAGUGGCAGCAGGCUGGCUAGAAGAUUUUUCAUAUCAGUGAAACAUUGACUUUGUGAAAUAUUGGUACCAAACAUAUUGCGAGCAGCAGCAGAGUUCGAUACUUCGUACAAAUAGUUCGCUCCGCAUGCCAGCUAUACUUGACAAGUGAAACGAGAGCAAAGCACUAGCGAGCACGAAUACAGCAAGCGAAAGCAAGAGAGCGAUAUAAACAAUUGACAAGAAGAAAGAAAGCUGGAAAGCAAAAUAGUGGAGAAGAGUUGAAAUUUUGCUAAAUUAAAGAGACAGGCGAAAUUACCAAGUGCAGUUACGUUUAAGUACAGCGGUGACACGAAUUGAACAGUAGAUGAUAAAAGAUAAGAUAAAAGCUAAAAAUAAAGCUUCGUAGAAAGCAUGAAACAUAUGAAUAAGAGUAAUGUGGUGCUAAAUAUGAGCAAACAAAAGAAAGAAAGCUGAGAAAAUUUGUAAAAUUAAAUUAAAUUAAAGCUUGAGAUUACAAGAAAAAGCUCACAAGCAAAGCUAAAGUUGAGGGCAUGCAAUAAAACUGUAAAAUAUAACGAAAUAAGAAAAAAGUGAUGCCAAGAUAGGCGUUAAGAAACGCAUUUAAGGAGAUAAAGCGAAUAUAAAACGAAGAUAGCAGGAAUAUAACCUUCCGAAAGCUUCAGCUGCAUACGAAAAUCGCAUAAAAAGCUUGAGUAAAGCUCAUAUAAAGCACAUAAAAGCUUUAAGAUCAGCUGUUUUGAAAAAACUCUUAAAAAGCUUGAUAAUAAAAAAAGCUUUUUAAAGCACAAAAAAGCUUUAAGCUCAUUUCAGCUAGAAAAUAAAAUUGAAUUUCGAAAAAGUAAAUCAAGAGUGAUUGAUCUUGAGUUAGUGCGAGAAAUGUGAAAAAGCACGAAAGCUCCUAAGCAUUGCACAAGCGCAUUGAAAAUUAAAAAAGAAGCUUUCAGCAUAAUUUGAAUGAACAGAAAGUAUAUGAAGACAAAAAAAGUAAGAAGAAAUAUAUAAAAGAAAAAUAACAACAACAACGCUUUUAAAAUAUAUAUACAUUAUAUAAAACAAAAACAAUUAAAUGCCGCCUGCAGAUCAACUAGCCAGCGAGUAAGUCUAGUUGCAGCGGUUACUACGAAAGCUUUAAAGAAAAUUGCAACGUAAGCAAAUUUAUUUCGCAAAAAAAACAAGAAACAAAAAGAAAAUCACCAGUAAAGCAAUCACUUGCCACUCAAAACUUCCACACCUUUAUUGUUGUUGUUGUUGCUGCUGCUGCUGCUAUCGCUUCAGAACACAGCUCAACUUAAAAACCAAUAAUAUGGGGCUGCAAAUGGCAGCACUGCCAGCAGCCAACAAUUAUGUUGCAGUCACACAAACACCAACAACAAACACAACCAACAACAAGCCACCCACACACACAGUCAUAGCCGCCAUAGCGUGCACUGUGCGCAAGCUUAACAGCGCGAUUUCAGCCACGUCCAGCAUAGCCACACUAUUGCUGUUGGUAUUGUUAACCUGGAAUCCAACAACAACAAUUGGCGUUGAUGCAGUCCAUGCGAAUUUUUCGGAUUUUCCAUAUAUACAAUAUCUAACACAUCCACCGGAGAUCAUCAAGAAGCCUCAAAACCAGGGUGUACGCGUGGGCGGUGUGGCAAGUUUCUACUGUGCUGCUCGUGGCGAUCCACCACCAUCGAUUGUUUGGCGCAAGAGUUCGAAGAAAUUAUCCGGCACGCAAUCGCGUUAUACGGUUCUAGAACAACCCGGCGGUAUAUCCAUACUACGCAUAGAACCCGUACGUGCCGGUCGAGAUGAUGCACCUUACGAGUGUGUAGCUGAAAACGGCGUUGGUGAUGCAGUAUCAGCUGAUGCUACUUUAACGGUUUAUGAAGGUGAUAAAACGCCACCCGGCUUUCCGGUAAUAACUCAGGGUCCCAGCACACGUGUCAUCGAAGUCGGUCAUACAGCGGUUAUGCAAUGCAAAGCCAUUGGUAAUCCAACGCCCACAAUUUACUGGAUUAAGAAUCAGACAAAGGUCGAUAUGAGCAAUCCGCGCUACUCGAUAAAAGAUGGUGGCUUACAAAUCGAAAACAGUCGCGAAGAGGAUCAAGGCAAAUACGAAUGUGUCGCUGAAAAUUCAGUUGGCACAGAACACUCGAAAGCAACGAAUUUAUAUGUGAAAGUACGACGUGUGCCGCCCACUUUUUCACGUCCACCAGAGCCCAUUAACGAGGUGAUGCUGGGAGCGAAUUUGAAUUUAUCCUGCAUUGCUGUGGGCUCGCCAAUGCCACAUGUGAAAUGGAUGAAAGGCGCCCAAGAUUUAACACCCGAAAACGAUAUUCCUAUCGGUCGUAAUAUUCUACAGCUAACAAAUAUACAACAGAGCGCGAAUUUCACCUGCAUUGCGGCAUCAUCUUUGGGGCAGAUUGAAGCGACGGCGAUGGUGAAAGUUCAAUCACUUCCUGCUGCUCCAACGGAUGUGCAGAUCUCAGAGGUAGCGGCAACCUCAGUUCGCUUGGAAUGGUCUUACAAGGGACCGGAAGACUUGCAAUACUAUGUGAUACAGUACAAACCAAAAAAUGCAAAUCAGGCUUUCAGCGAAAUUAGCGGCAUCAUAACAAUGUUUUAUGUUGUGCGAGCUUUAAGUCCAUACACCGAAUAUGAAUUCUAUGUGAUAGCGGUAAAUACGAUUGGUCGUGGACCGCCAUCGAAACCAGAGACUUGUACCACUGGUGAGACAAGCGAUUUCACAUUCGGAGGUGCAAAAAUGGAAAGCGCUCCACGCAAUGUACAAGUCCGACCGCUGAGUUCCUCAACAAUGGUUAUAACAUGGGAACCACCAGAGACGCCAAAUGGACAAGUGACCGGCUACAAAGUCUAUUACACAACAAAUCCCAAUCAACCCGAAGCAUCUUGGGACUCACAAAUGGUGGACAAUAGCGAGCUGACAACCAUUUCGGAAUUGACGCCGCAUGCCAUUUAUACGGUGCGUGUGCAGGCAUAUACCUCAAUGGGCGCCGGUCCGAUGUCCACGCCGGUGCAAGUGAAGACACAGCAAGGUGUCCCUUCACAGCCUAGUAAUUUCCGGGCCACCGAUAUCGGCGAGACCGCAGUCACAUUGCAAUGGUCGAAACCGACACAUUCCAGUGAGAAUAUCGUACACUACGAAUUAUACUGGAAUGACACAUAUGCAAAUCAGGAUCAUCACAAGCGCAUUUCGAACACUGAAUCCUACACGCUUGAUGGUCUCUAUCCUGAUACCCUGUAUUAUAUAUGGUUGGCGGCACGUUCGCAGCGCGGCGAAGGUGCAACAACACCCCCCAUACCCGUCCGUACGAAACAAUAUGUACCAGGUGCACCGCCGCGCAAUAUCACCGCCAUGGCCACCAGCCCCACUACAAUAUCCGUCUCAUGGCUGCCACCGCCCGUAGAGCGUGCCAACGGUCGCAUCAUCUACUACAAGGUCUUCUUUGUCGAGGUGGGCCGUGCCGAUAGCGAAGCGACCAUAACCACCUUGAAUAAGACACAUAUCGUUUUGGAUGAGUUGAAGCGUUGGACCGAGUACAAGAUCUGGACGCUGGCCGGCACCUCGGUGGGCGAUGGGCCGCGCUCGCAUCCGAUCAUUGUGCGCACACACGAAGAUGUGCCUGGAGAUCCUCAAGACGUGAAGGCAACUCCGCUAAAUUCAACUUCAAUUCAUGUUACCUGGAAACCACCAUUGGAAAAAGAUCGUAACGGUAUUAUACGUGGCUAUCAUAUACACGUGCAAGAAAUGCGUGAUGAGGGCAAGGGCUUCCUAAACGAACCACUCAAGUUCGAUGUCGUCGAUUCGUUAGAGUACAAUGUGACGGGCUUGCAACCAGAUACCAAAUACUCCAUACAAGUUGCGGCGCUGACGCGGAAAGGCGAUGGUGAUCGUAGCGCCGCGGUGAUCGUUAAAACGCCAGGUGGUGUGCCGGUACGACCUACUGUGAGCUUAAAGAUUAUGGAACGUGAUCCAAUUGUUUCCAUCGAACUCGAAUGGGAGCGACCUGCGCAAACUUAUGGAGAGCUGCGUGGUUAUCGUUUGCGUUGGGGCGUAAAAGAUCAGCCAUUAAAGGAAGAGAUACUACCCGGACCGCAAAUAACGAAACGUCGUUUUAAUGACUUAGAACGCGGCGUUGAAUAUGAAUUCCGCGUGGCGGGUAGCAAUCACAUUGGUAUCGGUCAAGAGACAGUGAAAAUCUUCCAAACACCCGAGGGCACACCUGGCGGACCGCCCGCAAAUAUAACAGUACGCUUCCAGACGCCGGAUGUAGUAUGCGUCACUUGGGAUCCGCCAACACGCGAACACCGCAAUGGCAUUAUUACACGUUACGAUGUGCAGUUUCACAAGAAAAUCGAUCAUGGUUUAGGUUCGGAACGUAAUAUGACCGUGCGUAAGGCGGUUUUUACAAAUCUCGAAGAAAACACAGAAUACAUCUUCCGCGUGCGUGCUUACACCAAACAAGGUUCGGGACCAUUUAGUGAUAAAAUCUUUAUUGAAACCGAACGCGAUAUGGGACGUGCGCCGAUGUCAGUGCAGGCGGUAGCAACAUCCGAGCAAACGGCUGAAAUUUGGUGGGAACCAGUGCCAUCACGUGGAAAAUUGCUUGGCUACAAGAUUUUCUAUACAAUGACAGCUGUUGAGGACUUAGAUGAAUGGCAGACAAAGACAGUGGGACUUACAGAAUCGGCAGAUCUGGUUAAUCUGGAGAAGUUUGCACAGUAUGCCGUAGCGAUAGCGGCGCGUUUCAAGAGCGGUUUAGGACGUCUGAGCGAAAAGGUCACCGUUAAAAUAAAGCCCGAAGAUGUGCCACUGAACUUACGCGCACAUGAUGUCAGCACACAUUCCAUGACAUUGAGUUGGUCCCCGCCAAUACGUCUAAAUCCGACAAAUUACAAAAUCUCCUUUGACGCAAUGAAAGUAUUUGUGGACUCACAGGGUUUUACGCAAACGCAGAUUGUCCAAAAACGUGAUAUUAUCUUAAAACAUUAUGUUAAAUCGCAUACAAUCAACGAGCUGAGUCCAUUCACAACGUACAAUGUAAAUGUAAGCGCCAUACCACCAGACUACUCCUACCGCCCGCCAACUAAAAUCACUGUUACCACACAAAUGGCCGCGCCGCAACCCAUGGUGAAACCAGAUUUCUAUGGUGUGGUAAAUGGUGAGGAAAUAUUAGUGAUACUGCCGCAAGCAUCCGAAGAGUAUGGUCCAAUAUCACAUUAUUACCUUGUUGUGGUGCCUGAGGAUAAAUCGAACUUGCACAAGAAUCCGGAUCAGUUCCUAACAGAAGAUUUGCUGCCGGGACGUAAUAAACCUGAACGUCCGAACUCGCCUUAUAUUGCCGCCAAGUUCCCACAACGCUCCAUACCCUUCACUUUCCACCUGGGUUCCGGUGACGAUUAUCAUAAUUUCACCAACCGUAAACUUGAGCGCGACAAGCGCUAUCGUAUUUUUGUGCGUGCCGUUGUCGAUACGCCACAAAAGCAUCUUUAUACUUCCAGUCCUUUCUCGGAAUUUCUAUCGUUGGAUAUGCGUGAAGCGCCACCUGGUGAAAGACCACAUCGCCCAGAUCCAAAUUGGCCAUCCGAACCGGAGGUGUCUGUCAAUCGCAACAAAGACGAACAGGGUAUGUGGUGGGUGGCGCUACCAGUUGUUGCCGCACUCAUUUUCACCAUAUUCGUUACCUGGUGCAUUGUGCGUCGACGUCGCCAACCAUGCAAAACACCCGAUCAAGCUGCUGUCACGCGUCCACUGAUGGCAGCCGAUCUCGGUGCCGGUCCCACACCCAGUGAUCCCGUCGAUAUGCGUCGCUUGAACUUCCAAACACCCGGCAUGAUUUCGCAUCCGCCCAUACCCAUUUCCGAAUUCGCCAAUCACAUUGAGCGCCUCAAAGCGAACGACAAUCAAAAAUUCUCGCAAGAAUAUGAGAGCAUUGAGCCGGGUCAGCAAUUCACAUGGGACAAUUCUAAUUACGAUUACAACAAAUCGAAGAACCGUUAUGCCAAUGUAACUGCUUACGAUCACUCGCGCGUACAAUUGCCACUGAUGGACGGCGUUAUUGGCUCGGAUUAUAUAAAUGCUAACUAUUGUGAUGGCUAUCGAAAACAUAAUGCUUACGUCGCAACUCAGGGACCACUACAGGAAACUUUCAGUGACUUUUGGCGCAUGUGUUGGGAACUAAAGACAACUACCAUUGUUAUGAUGACACGUCUGGAGGAGCGUACACGCAUUAAAUGCGAUCAAUAUUGGCCGGUACGUGGCACUGAGACUUACGGUCAAAUGUUUGUCACGAUCACCGAAACACAAGAGCUCGCCACCUAUAGCAUACGCACAUUCCAGUUAUGUCGACAAGGUUUUAACGAACGUCGUGAGAUCAAACAAUUACAAUUCACCGCCUGGCCAGAUCAUGGCGUACCCGAACAUCCAGCACCGUUCCUACAAUUCUUACGUCGCUGCCGUGCGCUCACCCCACCCGAUUCGGGUCCAGUUGUUGUCCAUUGCUCGGCUGGUGUCGGCCGCACUGGUUGUUAUAUUGUUAUCGAUUCGAUGUUGGAACGCAUGAAACAUGAGAAGAUUAUUGACAUAUACGGACAUGUGACUUGUUUGCGCGCUCAACGUAACUACAUGGUACAGACAGAGGAUCAAUACAUAUUCAUACAUGAUGCCAUAUUGGAGGCUAUCAUUUGCGGUCAAACAGAGGUACCAGCACGCAAUUUACAUACCCACCUACAAAAAUUACUACUAACCGAACCGGGUGAAAAUAUCACUGGCAUGGAAAUGGAAUUUAAAAAGCUCUCCAAUGUUAAGGUGGACUCAUCGAAAUUCGUCACCGCUAAUUUGCCAUGUAAUAAGAAUAAGAAUCGUUUGGUACACAUACUACCAUAUGAAUCGAGUCGCGUAUACCUGACACCCAUACAUGGUAUCGAGGGUAGUGACUACAUCAAUGCUAGCUUUAUUGAUGGCUAUCGCUAUCGUUCGGCUUAUAUAGCCGCUCAGGGUCCCGUACAGGAUACGGCUGAAGAUUUCUGGCGUAUGCUGUGGGAGCACAACUCAACAAUUGUUGUUAUGCUCACCAAACUUAAGGAGAUGGGCAGAGAAAAAUGCUACCAGUAUUGGCCACAUGAACGCUCUGUACGUUAUCAAUACUAUGUGGUGGACCCCAUCGCUGAAUAUAAUAUGCCGCAAUACAAACUACGCGAGUUUAAGGUCACCGACGCACGUGACGGCUCCUCACGCACCGUACGCCAAUUUCAGUUCAUCGAUUGGCCAGAACAAGGUGUACCCAAGUCUGGUGAAGGUUUUAUUGAUUUUAUCGGUCAAGUGCAUAAGACGAAAGAACAAUUCGGUCAAGACGGUCCAAUUACGGUGCAUUGUAGUGCUGGCGUUGGACGCACUGGUGUCUUUAUAACACUCAGUAUUGUAUUGGAGCGUAUGCAAUAUGAAGGCGUAUUGGAUGUAUUCCAAACCGUGCGCAUACUACGCGCCCAACGUCCGGCAAUGGUGCAAACGGAGGAUCAAUAUCACUUCUGCUACCGCGCCGCUUUAGAGUAUCUCGGCUCAUUUGACAACUACACUAAUUAAAUUGGCAGCACUUUUUUUCAAUUCAAAAAAACAAACUUCUCAACUUCAAUACACCGUAAAGUAAAAUCAAAAUCCUCAGUCGCAGGUCCACAUUAAUUUGAAUUAGAAAAACGCAACGCUAGAUUUUUCCGAAAGCUACACAAAAAGCGACAUUUUAUUUUGUCAACGCGUCUAAAAAGCUGCUGUGCGUAGUAAGAGCGCCUUACGCAAUAAUGCUUCUCUCCCUGGAAUAUCAUCAGUAGCAGACUACAUACAUAUAUAUGGAUUCUGCGCAGCCGAUUCAGACUUGGACAAACGAAAUUAAAACACGCCACAAAGUAAAAAGAACAAAACGUAUCGCUAUUGUAUUCACUAAAUACUAAGUUACAUUGCUUAGGUUCUAAGCACAAAGCAUGUUAUAGAAAAAGAACAAAUAAUUUAGAAAAAAUACAUAUGUACUUAUGCGCGUAUGUGUCUAGUUUAAGGCAAUUUAGUUGGUAAUUAUAUUAAGUUAAGUAAAAUAUAAUGUUAGAUUGAUUAAAAUUAUACCGUCAGCUAAAUUAGAGAGCAUAGUCACCUAACUGCCCCCAUACAAGCCCACAUUUGUCUUUUAAGUUAUUUGUGAACUAAAGAGACUGUUACGCAUUAAAUUGAUUGACUAAUCAGUAAUAUUUACUAAAUGAUUAAUUCAAUGCAUUAGUUGUACUAAUGAUUACCUUAAAAAGAAAAUUGAGUAUAAAUUGUUAUUAUACUAAAUAUUUAACGACUAAUCGAUUAAUUUACAAGGAAUUAUUUAAUUUUUGCACUAAUUAUAAAUUGAGUGUGCAAAGCAAUUAUUUGCACAAACGAUAUGCUUAAAUAAUACAUUUGCUUAAUUUAAACUAAUUCAAAAAAAUCAAAAUUAUGUACGUAGAGUGAUAAUAGUAAAUGUCAGUUUGUCGAUUAAAAAUGAUUGUUGAUGCCUUUGGAGAUGCGCAUAACUUUUAUGAUUAGUAAAUUAUUUCAUUUUAAUAACGCGCUUAGAGGUACGAUAUUUUUGACAGAAGUACAUUUGAAAAGCCAGUUUAGUUGCAUUUUCUUUUAAAUAUAGAUAUUUUUUUCUGGGUUAGCAAUAAAGAUAAUUGAUUAUAGAUACAAUAUUUUAGUUGAGGCGACACUUAAUGAUCCAGUUCGAAAAUAGUUUCUUUCAAAUAUUAUUAAAACAUUAUGAGUUUUCUUUUAAAUUGCUUAAUUAUAAUAUGAUAAUAUAUACAUUGUUUUUAAAGUAAUAAUUUAAUUUAAUUUAAUUUGAUACUUACAAUGCGCUUUGAACAAAAGUCUGUUUAAAAUGUCAGUUAAAAUAUACAUAAUUGGCAGCAAUAUUUUUCAUAAAGACAUUUUUUGUAAUAAUUUUAAUUAAAAUUUAUUAUUUAUUUUUUUUUAUUGGCCGCUAAUAACUUCUUUGAAUCUCAUUGUAAAAGUCAAUAAUUUAAUUUAGAUGCAAGUGUACAUUUUCUUAAACAAUACAACGUUAUUUUUAGGUUAGAGAAAUACUGAAAAAUUUAAAGUCAGUGUUUAAUAAACAAAAAUGUAAUAUUUUAUAUAAUUUUUAUAUAAGUUGCAAGUAAUUUAAAUAAUUUUAGUUUUUUUCAUAUAUUUUACUAUAAUUCAUUCCUGGUUGGAUUUUUACUGCAGAAAAAAUUGCAUGUGAAGAGAAAUCAACAUCAAAAUUAUUUCAUUAAUGUAUAAUUUAAUCUACAUAGUAUUGUAAUAAUUUUUAAUUUUAAUAUAAUGUUUAAGUAUUAAUAUAAUGUUUAAUUAUUAAUAUAAUUUUAAUGUAAAUAAUAUAUGUAUAUGUAAGUUUUAAACAAGUUCUGUUUGUAGAAUAAUACCACAACAAGCGAACCUUACAAGAAAUUUAUUUUAUAAUGAAAAAUACUACUUUAGUUACAUAUUUUUAUAUUUUCAAGUACCGCAACAAGAAAUCCUUACAAGAAAUUUAUUUUAUAGUGAAAAAUAUUGAUUUAGCUAAUUAUAUUAUUAUUUAUAAAUUUUAAAUGUAAAACUUAAUAUUUUUAAAAUUUAAAAAUAUAGUUUACUUAAACAUUUCGUCAUAUUUACUCCCCUUUCACCCAACAAAAAUUAAUGUCAUACUAAAAAUAAAAAACAACAACGACCAGGCAGCUCUUCCGCUACAAUCACUUUGUAAGGACUUGUAAUGAAACCGAUAAGAUUUUGUAAAAAAAAUAGUAAACAUAAAAUAAAUAGCAAAAUGCAAUAGUUAAAAUAUUUAUAACGAAGUGUAAUAAGAAAAAGUAAUAUGUGGACAAAAGUAUUACAGUGAAAUAAUGUAAUAAGCUUAAUUUUGUAUUGUAUUAGUUUUUAAGUUAAAUGUAUGUAAAUGCUUAAUUUUACAUUGUAUUACUUUUUAAGUUAAAUGUAGUGUAUCAUGUUAUAAGUUUUAGUUUAUAAUAAAUUAGUUUUUAAGUGUCAAAUUUUUUCGUUCUAUAAUUCAGAAAAAUUUAAAUUUUUUUUUGUUCUCUGAAGUUUUUUUGAAGUUAUUAAUUUAAAUUUUUUUAUAAAUAAUUUAUAAAAUAUUUGGUUUAGUUUCAGUUGUCGAAUAAAUCAAAAAUGGCCAGUAAAGCAGCAAUAAAGAGUAGCAUGACAUUUUCAAAAUGUAUUAACAAUUAUUAAUAAUUUUUUUAAUAUAAUUUUUUCAUGCCGUCCUUAGUUGAAGUUAUGAAGCUUUUCUGAAAUUCGAUUGCCUUAACCUAUUUUUUUUGUUUAUUUUUUUUUAAUAAACUAUUUUGUUUUUUUUAAAUUUUUUUAUUAAUAAAAUUUGUAUUUUUUAGUAAACUUGUUUUUGAUUGCCUUAAAAUUAUUUUUUGUUAAUUUUUUAUCUAAUUUUUUUUAUUUUAGUUUUUUUUUAUUGAUUGCUUUAAAAUUACUAUUUUUUUGUUAUAACUUAUUUUUUUAAUAAAUUAAUAUUUUUUUGUAAUAAACAUUUUUUAGAUUGAUUGCCUCAAAUAAAAAUUAUUUCUCUUGCCCCAAUUGUUACUAUACCAAUUCUUAAAAAAUUUAUUUCAGUUUUACUCUUGUUUUUAGCACAUGCUGCCUUAAUUAAUUUAAGUUAUGUUUUACAAUAAAUGAUUGCAUUAUUUUUAGUUACUAAUUCUUUGUAUAAUAAAAUGUAUAUUUUAUAUUUUGUAAAUUUUCAAAUAAAGUGAAUCGAUUUAAUUGAAGAAAAUUGUUUGUUUGUUAUUAUUUUUUAUUUUCUUCAGUCUUAUUAUGAUUUCCCUGACCUUUAGUAGUUUAAAAAAUAUUUAAGUCUAAAAUUUUUACAUAAAUUUAUAAUAUGUAUUUUAUAAAUUUUAUAAUUAUGUAUUUUUAAAUUUUAUAAAUCUAUUUUUAGCAUACUUAUAUCCAUUCCAUUACGAUUUAUGUGUCCUUAACAAAUUUCAAAAGUGUUUAAAUCUAAAAUUUUUAAUAAAAAAUCUGAGCUCAUAAGAUAAUGUAUUUAAAUGAUUUAAAAAAAAAAGUUAUUUUAAAAAUUCGAUAUGAAAUUAAUUUUUUUUGCAAUUUUGAUUUAAACUUUCUUGGUAGACAAUUACUCACAAUUUUUUUAUAAAAUUUGGUAUAAUCUUUCUUAAUUAAAAUAAAAAGUAUUUGUUUCUCACAAAUAUUAUUAGUUUUUAAAUAAACAUAAAGCAUUUAUUUAUUUUUAAAACCUUACAGCGUUGUUAUUUGAUAAAAGUGAAGAAUGAUUGAGAACCAGCUUUAGAUUAUGUAUAUUUUAGAAAAUUGGUAUGAAAAUGCGCGUAAAAGUCUAUGUAGAAAUAAAUAAAAAUAGCAAUCAAAUAUAAAAAAAGUAUAUUUAAUUAUAAGUUUGACUACGUAUAAAAAAUAUGUGUAGCUAUAUAUGUAUAAGUAUAAAAAGUGAAAGAAAAUAUUCAACAAAGCACGAAAUCUACUCCAAUAUCUAUAUAACGACUAGCAAAAUCCAAGCAGGAAUUGUGAAAUGUGUAGUUGAAAAAAUUAAAGUGCUGAGGGCAAACGAAAAAGUUGAGAUUUUAGAAUUACAUAAAAAAAUAGUAAGUGUAAACAGCACGUAACGUGUAAAUACGAUGUAAGCACGCCAUUAAUCAUAGAAUAUAUAAAAACUCCAACAAAUAAGUAUGAAAGUUAUAACAAAAUAUAUAAUUUAUUUAUAGUAGGCAUAAAUUAUUAUAGAAAAGUAUAAUUCAUUAUAGGCAAGUAAGUAAUGUAAUAGUUUUCUUGCUAUAUAGUGCAAGAGAAAAAUGUAGAUUCGCAAAUAUGAAAGAAGAACGAAAACAAAAACACACGCGUAAAUUUAUAUACUUACAUACAUAUAUGUAUGUAGUAGAUAUACAUUUAAUAUAAUUAUUAUAGUUACAAGCAUAUAUCAACAGCAAAAGUCUAAGUCUGAGCGUUGAAAUUAUAGAAAAUACUACAAAUAUUUAAGUAGAUAUAAGCCAAUAUGGCAGACAUACAUAUAAAUAUAUAGAAAAAUGUUGUGUAAGUAGGAUUCGCAAAUUGAAAAAUGAAUAAAUGCAUAAAAUAGAGUAUUUAAGACAUGGUAAUUAUAUUGUACGAAUAUAUAUUAUAAAACACACUUUUAAGUUAAACACAAAUAAAGCUAUAUUUAAGCAAAUAAAAAUUAUAGGACGGAAUAAGUGCAAUAACGCUUUAGUAUUUAAUAAAUAUAUAAAUAGUGUAAAAGUGCAUACAGAAAAAAGAAUAAAAAUUAUAUUAAAAUAUACAUAUAGCGUAAAUAUGUUUAAAAAGCCAUUUUAAAAUCUAAGCUACUGUAUAAAAAAAGCACAAAAAUAGAAAAAAAACAAAUUAAGUGAUAAUUUGUAAGAUUUAACGCAUUUUAUCGUAUAUAAAAUAUUCACUUAUAGUGCAUACAUAUGUAUUAGCAGAGUUGUAAAGUAAUGAAAACAUAUAUAGAAAGGAAAAACCAAGAAAAAACACAAAGUUAUUAGAAAAACAUUGGUGUAGAUAUAUAUUGGCUGCAAAGUUAUUAUUUUUUCUCCGGUGAAAAGUUAUACAGUUAAAUUUAAUAUUUUACUUCAAUUGCAAAAAAUCAAAUUUACGUUUUUCGUCAUUUUUCAAUUCAAUAUUUGCGUUCAAUUGCAUAAAACUUACUUCAGAUGAAUGAUUAAAUGAUUUUUCGCAAUUUUCCAAUAAUUAAACUAAUAAUGACUUUGAAAAAAUCUAAAUUAUUCUACGAAGUUAAAAAUAAAAAAAGAUUUCCGUUGAUACAUUUUCUUAACCCGUUAUAUACAUAUACUAAUAUGCAUUUACAUAUAUAUAACAAAAACCAUCUAAUUUUCAAGCAUAUGAUUAAUAUCUCUACAGUCUAUACUACCCUCACCUUUUUAUAAUCUGUAUGUAGCUAUUAAUUUAGAUUUGUAAUAACAGUAAAAAAAGUAAAAAUAAAAAAAAAAUAAGAAAAUGUUGCAUAACGUUAAGUAUUAUUAUGAUUAUAUAGAUUUAUGAUAAUGAAUGCUAAAGAGAAAUGAAAUGUGUUGAGGUUGAUUUAUGAGGGUGCAGUAUAAAUGGAUGAAAUAAAUAAAAAUAUAAAAAUAAAUAUUAAA